Molecule: messenger RNA, 3247 nt
Organism: Thamnophis sirtalis
Lineage: Eukaryota; Metazoa; Chordata; Lepidosauria; Squamata; Natricidae
Source: RefSeq, a predicted model, not a curated record
GACCCGGGGUGAAAGAUCAAAAGUCGCAGGGAAUAUGGCGCCCAAUAUGUCUAACGAAAGGAAGGUGCCGAUCGGCUGUGAGGCUUAAGCGGCUUAAGGAGAGCCGCCAAGCAUCGCUCAUCUCCGUGGAGUUGCGUACGUGGACACCUCUCCCGCCGGCCGGCUGCCCGACAGGAAACGUCCCUCCGACUUUCUCCAGGAAGGUUAAAACGCCGCUGCUUUCGGAAGUCGCCCGUGGCUUCCAGGAAUACCGCUCGCUUUUCUCAGUGCUUCUCAUUAACGGGCCGCCGUUUCCUCUCCGAACAAGCUUCCUUGUCUGUCGGAGACCCUCCGCCGCCGCUCCUUCUCCGGUGCAGCUGGAGCCCCGUUUCGCUGAACUCCUUUUUUGCCCCCACCAGGCUAAUUUGCUGCGAAUUGAAAUCUCCAAACUUGCUUUGAACCCCCAGGAAAGUGUCUUGGAGACCCUAAGAGAUACGCCUUUUGAGAAGACUAGGCAGCUGGACAUUCCCUUUACUUAAGUCAGGUGCUCCCUUGGUAAUCAAAUCCAAAUGGUUGCUAAGGUUCAAAAGAUGAUAAUAGAAAGUCUCCACUCAAUAAGUCUGGAAAUACUGUAAGAUUACCUGCAAGUGAUUCCGACCGGAUCUGUAUCUGGAACAUAAAUUCAGUUAUGAGGAUUAUUUUGGUGUCUUUUUCUCUAAAAGUGAACAUUGAUACGUAACAAUUCAGCCUAGAAAUAGUUGGUGAUAGAUACAACUUGCUAUUAUAAAGAGGAAUCUGAGAAGCCUCUGCACUGCAUAACUAAAUGGCUGUAGAAAACGUUUUAAUUUGGAUGCUAAAAGUUACUACUUAUAAGAUGAAUCUUUUUAAGCCAACAAUAUAAAUCUGCCAUUCUGUAACUACAAGAGAAAGUUUUUUAAAGAAGAAAUUCUUUCUUGCUUUGUAACAUAUAAUUACAUCACAUUAGAAUCUUGAAUAUGAGGUGUAAAUAUCCAAGUCUUAGGAAUCAGUGUUACUAAGUUUCUGAUUUAAAAAAAAGUUUAAAUAACUCCUUAAGUUGAUCAUACACAUUUUUUAAAUUUAUUUUUCUAUUUUUAAAUGGGUGGAUGGUGCCUCUGGAUGUUUCUUCGGGUUGUUUUGAGAUUUACUGCCAAAAAUGCUUUCUUACAAAAAACUUUUCAAAAAAAGGAAGAAUUGAAAGUACUUUUGUAAAGACUGCUAAAGAGGAUGAUGAUAUGUGUUUGAUUUUCACCAAAAUUUAGUGCUUCUCUUCAUCAUGAACAGAAAGAAAGGAGACAAAGGGUUUGAGAGCCCAAGACCUUAUAAAUUAACCCAUCAGGUGAUUUGCAUCAACAGCAUAAAUUUUCAGAGAAAAUCUGUUGUUGGCUAUGUGGAGCUGACAAUAUUUCCAACAGUUGCAAACCUGAAUAGAAUUAAACUGAGCAGUAAGCAAUGCAGGAUAUAUAGAGUUAGAGUCAAUGAUUUGGAAGCAGCUUUUAUAUAUAAUGAUCCAACAUUGGAAGUUUGUCACAGUGAGUCAAAACAGCGAAAUCUCAACUAUUUUUCCAAUGCCUAUGCUGCUGCAGUCAGUGCUGUGGAUCCAGACGCUGGAAAUGGAGAGUUGUGUAUUAAAGUGCCAUCAGAGCUUUGGAAGCAUGCUGAUGAAUUAAAAGUGUUAAAGAUACACAUCAACUUCUCUUUGGAUCAGCCAAAAGGAGGACUGCAUUUUGUGGUACCUAAUGUGGAAGGCAGCUUGGCAGAAAGAGGCGCCCACGUUUUCUCUUGUGGAUAUCAAAACUCUACAAGGUUCUGGUUUCCUUGUGUUGAUUCGUAUUCAGAACUCUGCACAUGGAAACUAGAAUAUACUGUUGAUGCCACAAUGGUGGCAAUCUCAAAUGGUGAUUUAGUGGAAACUGUGUAUACUCAUGAUAUGAGAAAGAAGACUUUCCAUUAUAUGCUGCCAAUCCCCACUGCUGCAUCUAACAUCUCUUUGGCUAUUGGACCAUUUGAAAUUCUUGUCGAUCCAUAUAUGCACGAGGUCACCCAUUUUUGUUUACCCCAACUUCUUCCCCUGCUCAAACAUACUACGUCAUACCUCCAUGAAGUAUUUGAAUUCUAUGAAGAGAUACUUACUUGUCGUUACCCUUACUCCUGCUUCAAAACAGUUUUUGUAGAUGAGGCCUAUGUCGAAGUAGCUGCUUACGCGUCUAUGAGCCUCUUUAGCACGAACCUUUUGCACAGUGCCAUGAUAAUAGAUGAGACUCCUCUAACCAGGAGGUUCUUGGCUGAAGCUCUAGCCCAGCAGUUCUUCGGCUGCUUUAUAUCUAGAAUGUCUUGGUCAGAUGAGUGGGUAUUAAAGGGAAUCUCUGGCUAUAUUUAUGGACUUUGGAUGAAGAAAACCUUUGGUGUUAAUGAAUAUCGUCACUGGAUUAAGGAGGAACUAGACAAAAUAGUGGCGUACGAAUUAAAGACCGGUGGUGUCUUACUGCAUCCGAUCUUUGGUGGAGGGAAAGAGAAGGACAACCCUGCAUCCCAUUUACACUUUUCUAUAAAACAUCCUCACACGAUAUCCUGGGAAUACUAUACCAUGUUUCAAUGCAAGGCCCACCUAGUUAUGAGACUGAUAGAAAACAGAAUAAGCAUGGAGUUUAUGUUACAAGUUUUCAACAAAUUGUUGAGUCUAGCUAGCACUGCUUCUUCUCAGAAGUUCCAAUCUCAUAUGUGGAGUCAGAUGCUGGUGUCUACAUCUGGGUUUUUGAAAUCCAUUUCCAAUGUGUCCGGCAAAGACAUUCAACCUUUAAUUAAGCAAUGGGUAGAUCAAAACAGUGUGGUCAAAUUUUAUGGCAGUUUUGCGUUUAAUCGAAAACGAAAUGUACUCGAAUUGGAAAUAAAGCAAGACUAUACCUCCCCUGGGACGCAGAAAUAUGUGGGCCCUCUUAAAGUGACAGUCCAGGAGCUUGACGGAUCUUUCAACCACACACUUCAAAUAGAAGAAAACAGCCUCAAGCAUGAUAUACCCUGUCAUUCAAAGAGCAGACGCAAUAAGAAGAAAAAAAUCCCAUUGAUGAAUGGAGAGGAAGUGGACAUGGAUCUUUCUGCCAUGGACCAUCGCCUGAUGAGAAGCCGGAACCGAAAUAAAAUACGCUCUCCAUUAAGCAUGGACCUAAGUGAUCCUACAAGCUGGAAAAACACACUUCCAAAAGUUACUGCUCGAGAGGAAGCUGAUCUAGAAAAUCUUCAGAACCUUUAA